CCCGCCACGACAUCGGGCCUGCUUUGCGUGGUAAUUUCGGUAAUCCCGUCGCUUCUGCCGCUCCGUUUCCUCACGCUAGCCCUGGCCUGCGAUCCGUGGCUGCUUGUCGUGGUUUGCCUUACGGGGAAAGCCGGAGGCUCUGGCUGCGUUUGGGGUUUUGGGGGGUUGUUUUCUUUUUAGCUCAGACUGGCUUUCGGGGAUUUGCUGCUUUUCAGGGGUAAGGGCGCCGCGGGUGCACCACGACCCCCGGGGCCGCAAGCGAAGGGUGUCCCGCGGCUCCGGCCCCUUUCCCCGCCUGCCAGCGGGGCGCUGGGGGGGCUGGGGCCCGCUCCGCCUUGCACUUGCGGAGCGUAGGGACAGCAGCCUCGUCCGUACCGUUGGCGAGCUGAGGUGAGAGGCGGCUUUAAGACCACUAAGCUGAAGUCUGCCUCUCUGGGCGCAAACACAGCGUGUAAUUUGCCUUCCACAGCGUUUUGGCUGUAUUUUGUGCCACGCGUCCUAAGCACGUUUCACUGAAAUCAGCCACCCGUGGACGCUCACCUGCUGCCGCAGUCUGGGGUUGUGUUGCUUUUUUCCAUGUGCUAACACAGAAUGUAUCCUUUUUUUUUUAAAAAAAAAAAGAUUGAAAAGGCUAAACCUAUAAAAUGUGGAACUUUUGGUGCUACGUCUCUGCAGCAAAGAUACUUGGCUACAGGAGAUUUUGGUGGAAACCUUAACAUAUGGAAUUUAGAAGCUCCUGAAAUACCAGUGUAUUCUGUGAAAGGUCAUAAGGAAAUCAUAAACAGUAUAGAUGGCGUAGGUGGCUUAGGAAUUGGGGAAGGUGCACCAGAAAUUGUGACUGGCAGUCGAGAUGGAACUGUGAAGGUGUGGGACCCGAGACAGAAAGAUACUCCUGUCGCUAAUAUGGAACCCGUCCAGGGGGAGAGCAAAAGAGACUGCUGGACCGUAGCAUUUGGAGCUGGUAUUUCUGGAUUAGCUCCAUUUUUGCCUCUGGAGUCAGGGAGCAAUGCUUACAACCAAGAGGAACGUGUUGUAUGUGCUGGGUACGACAAUGGGGACAUCAAACUGUUUGACUUAAAAACCAUGUCGCUACGAUGGGAGACCAACAUUAAGAAUGGGGUUUGCAGUGUGGAGUUUGACAGAAAAGAUAUAAAUAUGAACAAGCUAGUGGCCACGUCGCUUGAGGGAAAAUUUCAUGUUUUUGAUAUGAGAACUCAGCAUGCAACCAAAGGGUUUGCUUCUGUUUCAGAGAAGGCGCAAAAAUCUACCAUAUGGCAGGUUCGGCACCUACCACAGAACAGAGAUAUAUUUAUGACAAGUGGAGGAGCUGGCAGCCUUCAUCUGUGGAAAUAUGAGUACCCAGCUCAGCGCUCGAAGAAGGAUUCUGAAGGAGCCGAGAUGGGGGUGGCAGGUUCAGUCAGCCUCUUGCAGAAUGUCACUCUGUCAACGCAGCCAAUUUCUAGCCUAGACUGGAGCCCUGACAAAAAGGGACUGUGUGUUUGUGGUGCCUUUGACCAAACUGUGAGGGUGCUGAUAGUUACAAAGCUUAACAAAGUUUGACAGGAAAACUAGAAUUCCUGAGGAGAAAGCAAUACAGUUUGCAGUCUGUAAAUAAGAGAGGGAGAGCCCUCUUGUUUCUGAUUUAAUUUCUCCCUUAUUAAAACUGGAUUAAAGAAAUAGAAAACAGAUCUUUCUAUUGAAAGUUCAGACACAUGCAGUUAGAGUUGUUUGAUUGUGCUGCAAUGACUUGACGUUGCCUGGGCACAAAACCUUUACCUUGUAGAAAUGUGAAUUUACAUUUAAAAUGAAAUGUGCCUUUGUGUUAAUGCAACUUGUAACUUCAGAAAUCACUUUAAAUUGUUUGUGUGCAGUUUAAUCACAGUGCAAAUCCGCUCACACUUGUUAAAUGGUUUGGCUUUUUUAUAUAUAGUAUUGUCCAUAUGCAUUCAUGCAAUGCAAACUACCUGAUACUCCCUCACAGAAACUUUGUGUUCUUGGAUAUAUGAUUGAGAAUGUUUGUUAAAAUGAUUUAGGGUUCUUUAAUACACUAUAGAAGCUAUACUGAGUGCUGAAAUAUUCAGGCUUAAUGGAAUAAGCUUUUGAUUGAAGAUCAUAUUGAAAUUAAACUAUUGAGCAAAAUGCACUGUUUUAUUAUUUUAGUUUGGUUUUGUAACAAGUUUUUAUGUUUUUGUUUUUAUAUGUGUCUGUAACUUGGUGUUCUACAAGUAAAAUUAUAUGGAGUGUUGUCUUAAUAUGAACAAAGUAUAUUUUUCAAACCUCUAGCGAUUUAGAGAAGGAAGGUACUUGUAUAGGUUUACAAGAACAGUGUGCAGUGCUUAGAUAAAACAUAACUCAUUUUGCUACAAAAGUAUUAAAACUUACCUCUGUUGUGAAAAACAGGUAGCCAAAGUACUGUCUCUCUUUUUUUUUUUUAACAGAUUCAGUAUUUCUUCAAAACUCAAUGUGACAAAGUAGCUUUGUUACUGUAGUUUCACCUGAACUUCUCUUUGUGAUUCCCCUUAUCUCCAGUGUUUUUCUUUUCUGAUUUUACCAGUGUGUGCUGCUGCCAGAUCUCUUUAGCAGGCACAUCCAGUUACUGUCCCCUAUUUGUGGAUGUGUGGUGGGGGCUUUCUUAAUUUCAGUAAGCUCUAACGAUUUCAUUUAUCACCCCUUUGUCCGAUAUUAGCUUUCAGCUGACUUGUAUGUGCAUAUGCAAGUUUUAGGUAAAAGUAUUUAACAAUUUCUGAAAACAGAUUAUGAUAGAAAAAUGUCAGCUUUUUCCUGGUUAAUGACCAAGAAGCCCCUGUGUGGCCAUUUGCAAAGAAUCUCUGUUUUCUUAGGCUUGAGAAUGAGGAAUUGGUAUUUGACAAAUUCAGGUGAGUCACCUGCACUGCAUCAAGCCUGACCUUCCAGAGGCUGCUCCUGAAAACUAGAGGCUGCUCUGUAGAGAGAGAGGAGCCAGGGCCUUAUAUCUGUACUGGUCCUGCCACCAACUGGUGCCCAAGCAAGAUGCAGGUGGAAGAGGAAACAGCCAAACACUGAAGGUUAAGGUAGGGGAAGUGGCAAAUGGGGGAAGCAGUGUGGAAGCCAGUAGAAUGGGAAGCUGGGUUGAAAGGGGAGGUGAGAAGCUGUAGCAGAAGGGCAACACUAAGGCUGCAAACCUGGCACUUUGUGAUGUCCUCAGGCUCAGACUUUUUCUCUGAUCUAAGAUUCCAGCUAAAUAGAAGUGAGAGAGAACUCAUUAGCUCCUGGGUAUGUUAAUUGAUUAAACCAGCUGAGGAAAAAGAGAGCAGGCACCUGUGGCUAGAAGAGGCUCACAGGCUGUUACAGCUUAAAUGUUGUGGAGUGGAGAAAUCAUUAAUGCUUUUGUAGCAGAGAGGGGCCAGCAGGAAAAUUGCAACAGACCACACACCCAGUGUGUCUGUGGAAGUCCAUGGUUUUACUAGGUCAGCAAUCUUCAGCUCUAGCCUGCCUUCAAAUUUAGUCUCUCCUAUCGUGUGUUCAGCAAGGGCCAGCAGGGAUGAAAGCACAGUAACUCAGAGUAACAGGCUGGGAGGUAUCUGAAACUGUAACAUAAGUUUAUUUCCAGUAGAGCAGCCCUUGGGUUUGACCAGUGGAAUCCACCCCCCUGUGAAGGAGGUGUCUUGCUCCAUGGCUUGGGACACGGAAGGUGCCCCAGCAUAGCCAGAACACGGGGAUGUCCUGGCGAGGAAGGUUCCCAGUGCUGUGGGCUGCCACCAGAGCUGUGAAGGCUCAGCCCGGCAUUUCAAGAUCCCUGAGCAUGGGCUAACGAGGUCUGUCCAUAUGUCAAAAACGUGCUGUGCUAACCUCUGGUGCAGGUGUACAUGCAGGUUUCACCCUGGCUUGGCAAGCAAAUGGCAGGUUGUGUAGCAUGUUAAUGUGCAUAGGUCUGUCUUCCCUAAGACUUGAUGGUUUGCUUUCAAGUGUAAUAUUUAGUAUAUGAUUUUUUUUGACACAAUCCCAUCUGCUUGUGUGCAUAGCGUAAUGCUGAGAACAUUAAAAUUUUAAUGCUGAGUGUGUUAAAAUCUGAAAUUAUUUUAAAUUUUGUCCCUCUUAGGGUGCAUCCCAGCAGGAGGGAAUAGGGGGAACUACUGCUCUGCAGCUUGCUUUGAAAAGCUGGGGGUGUAGAGUUCAAAGAAUCAAUUCAAGUGCUUUGAGCCUAAAAUGCACUGUUCAGAGAUGGCCUCCAUUAGCUUUGUGCUGCAAAUAAAACAUACUGACUGAAAGGUAUGCUAGGCAGUGGAAAUUGGUAGAAAUACGUUUUCUCUCUUUAAUAGCAAUUCUGAAUCAAGCUGAGAGUGAGGGAAGAAAAAGCUCUCGGUGUAGGUACCUGUGAGGGAAAACAAAGAAUUUGGAGUGCAGGACUGGGCUCUUGGUGGUCUUUAUUAUGUACUUGGCAUGCAGCAAAACUGUCCCUUCCUUAUACCAACAACUCCAGGGAGAGCUCCUAGUGAGCCUACGUGAUGGUGAUACAAAUUAGAGCAAGAACUAAUAACACUUCUUAAAGCACCAUGGGCCUCCAAAAGAUGAAAUGAGUGUUACCUCCAGGUAUUUAAUUUUGGGAUUCAUUUUAUCUAUUGUUUUGAAAAUGAAGGAAUGCAUUUCCUUCAUGAGUAGCUGGUUUCAUGAAAAUACACGAUGGUUCGCAUGGCAAGAGUUUGCAAAAAGACCUGGAGGGAAGUAUAGAUGAAUGGUAGUGCUGUCCUUGCUCAGGAAAGGAAGUGGCUGUAUCUGUGUACCUAAAAAAUGAAAGAUAGUUACUGGCUGGGAAGAAGAGCUGCUGCUAGUGCCUGUACUGUGCUGUAUCUCCUCAACAGAUUGGAUUUCUGCUUCUCCCAGGCUGAACAAGAAACUUGAGCAGACCAAAAGCUGCCCGUGGCAGCCUAGCCUGCUCUAUUUAUAGUCCUUCCCCCUCUUGCUGAAGACUGGCACCUUGCCUCUGCAGCCUGGAGGCUGAAGAACUAAAGUGUGUUCUAAAUAAAAUCAUAAUGCAUCAGAGAUGAAAUGCACAGGGCCAAAUCCCCUCUGAUGCAGCACCGAGGAGCACUCUGGAAAACCCCUGCCGUGCCCAGGACCAGGGAAUGCUACCGGGUUUGAUGGCUCCACCAUGAGUGACCACAUUUAACAAGUGUAUCUGCUUGGCAGUUAUCUCGUUUCCUGCGCAAACUACCCCUGUAUGCUCAUGGAAGAGAAAAAUCUGUUUAUGGGCAUGGUUGCAGCCAGAAUAUAGGUACGUGUUACACAGUUGGGUGG
Molecule: messenger RNA, 5274 nt
Organism: Egretta garzetta (little egret)
Lineage: Eukaryota; Metazoa; Chordata; Aves; Pelecaniformes; Ardeidae
Gene: DNAAF10
Product: WD repeat domain 92
Exons: 8
Coding region: 592-1560 (322 amino acids)
Molecular function (GO): ubiquitin binding
Source: RefSeq, a predicted model, not a curated record